Messenger RNA from Kwoniella shivajii, 1101 nucleotides. RefSeq lists its product as uncharacterized. Lineage: Eukaryota; Fungi; Basidiomycota; Tremellomycetes; Tremellales; Cryptococcaceae. The transcript is spliced from 10 exons. The coding region runs from base 1 to 1101 and encodes 366 amino acids. Gene Ontology annotation, molecular function: DNA binding; ATP hydrolysis activity; DNA clamp loader activity. The record is from RefSeq and is a predicted model, not a curated record. Gene Ontology annotation, biological process: DNA repair; DNA-templated DNA replication. Gene Ontology annotation, cellular component: DNA replication factor C complex; nucleus.
AUGGCGACUUUCGCACCUCGACCUGUAGGAGGAUCUACAAUGGCUUUAGAUCCUAAAAAUCAACCUUGGGUAGAAAAAUACCGACCAAAGACGAUCGAUGAUGUUUCUUCUCAAGAGCAUACAGUAGCUAUCUUGAGAAAAGCAUUAACGUCAACCAAUUUACCACAUAUGCUAUUUUAUGGUCCUCCUGGAACAGGUAAAACUAGUACUAUCCUAGCACUUGCAAGACAAUUAUUCGGACCUGAUUUGUUCCGAGCAAGAGUACUUGAAUUAAACGCUUCUGACGAAAGAGGUAUAUCAGUCGUAAGAGAGAAGAUCAAAACUUUCGCUAGGGAAACACCUAGACAUGUUGGUACUUCAUCCGACGGCAAAACAUAUCCCGCACCACCAUUCAAACUCAUCAUCUUAGAUGAAGCCGAUUCAAUGACUCAAGAUGCUCAAUCUGCUUUAAGAAGAAUAAUGGAAACGUAUUCUAGGAUAACCAGGUUUUGUUUGGUCUGUAAUUAUGUCACCAGGAUUAUCGAGCCGCUUGCUUCGAGAUGUAGUAAAUUUAGAUUCAGACCAUUGGCUCAUGAUAGUACCCAAGCCAGGAUACAAAUGAUCGCUAAUAAUGAAGGUGUACAAGCCGAAGAUGGUGUCUUACCACUCAUACUGCAACUAGCAGGAGGUGAUCUUCGUAAAGCUAUAACAUAUCUUCAGACUGCUCAACGAUUACAUGGCGCGUUAGACCCUCCCACACCUAUAUCAGCAUUGUCGAUACACGAGAUAUCCGGAGUAGUCCCCGAUGAUCUGAUAACGCAUAUUUUGAGCGUGAUGGGAGUAGACAAAGAUCAAGGCAUAGAUCUAGUCUUAGCGAAUGGAGGGUUUGAAGCUAUUCGAACGGCUGUAAAGCGUGUCGGAAGGGAAGGAUGGAGUGCUGGGCAAGUAUUGGAGCAAAUACACGACGCUUUGAUUCCAUUACCUACGAUACCAGCUUUACCUAAGAGUUUAGCCGCGAUGGCAAUAGCAGAAUGUGAUAAAGGUUUAUGUGAAGGUGGAGAUGAAGAAUUACAAUUAUUAGAAUGCUGUUUGAGAAUAAAGGAAGCUAUGAGUAAACAAUAA